Aspergillus fumigatus Af293 is the source of this 927-nucleotide messenger RNA. RefSeq names its product putative alpha/beta hydrolase. The record is from RefSeq and is a predicted model, not a curated record. Lineage: Eukaryota; Fungi; Ascomycota; Eurotiomycetes; Eurotiales; Aspergillaceae.
AUGAUCUCCAUCGGCACCCAUCGCCUCUAUCUCUCCAUCAGCGGCCCACCCCGCCACAAUCCCCCAGAUCCUAUCGUAGUGUUCAUCGCCGGCGCAGGCGACGUCGCAUCGUCUUACUGCGCCGUUCAGCGGCUUGUGGCGCCAUUCUCCCCGCUUGUUCUUUACGACCGCUCUGGCCUCGGUCGCAGCGAAAGUAAUCCCAACGCUCCCAGCCCAACUGCGAUGUCCGCAGCUGCCGAGUUACACACCCUACUCAAAACUGCAAACAUCCCUCCACCGCUUAUCCUGGCAGCUCAUUCCUAUGGAGCCAUCAUUGCUAGGGAAUACCUCCAUUCCUACUCGAGCGAUGUUGCGGGCAUGGUCCUCAUGGAUGCCUCAACGGAACGAAACAUCGAGUUAUUUCAGAACCCGGAUUUAGAUCUUAGUGCUAUGAUUGGAAACCUGAAAUUUUCUGAGGUCACAGGUCUGCGUGCUGCCGCUCAGCUCUCACGCGAAGAAUGGCGGGUGAGAGCGAUAGACACUGCGCGGGGAGUGGCUACUUCUCAGGCAGAAGCGAUGGUGCGGGAGGAGGUUUGUCGUGCGCUUGCUGAAAAAGAGCAGUUCAAGAAGCAGGCGCUGGGGGAUCGGCCUUUGAGCGUGAUUCGGUGUAAUGGGUUGAUGGACUACCGGAGACUAUACGAGAAGGCUGUCGAGGCUGGGAAUGGGACGGACGCGCAGCGAGCGGCGUUCCAUGAGCUGCUGGAAAAAUGGGACGGGGUGGAUCGUGAGAUGCAGGAAGAGCAGUUGAGAUUAUCUAGCCGGAGUCGGAUGGUUCAUUUACCGGACUGUGGGCAUAAUGUACAUAUGAUUCGACCAGAAGUUGUUGCGGACGAGGUUCGAUGGGUACGAGAGCAGAUUCUAGGUCAGAAGAUAGAAUCCGCUCUUUGA